Messenger RNA from Plutella xylostella (diamondback moth), 1687 nucleotides. Its product is annotated as cytochrome P450 6B5-like. The record is from RefSeq and is a predicted model, not a curated record. Lineage: Eukaryota; Metazoa; Arthropoda; Insecta; Lepidoptera; Plutellidae. Gene Ontology annotation, molecular function: monooxygenase activity; heme binding; oxidoreductase activity, acting on paired donors, with incorporation or reduction of molecular oxygen.
CGUUACUUGUUGAUUUCUAUCAGUCGUAGUUCUGAUAUUCAACUGUGAUGUGAAGUGAAUACUACAGGCACUAUGAUCGCCCUAACUACGUUUGUGGUGUUGCUAUCCUCUUUAAUAACAUUAUUUUUUGUCUUUGUUAGACAUAAAUUAAGCUAUUGGAAGAACAAAAACGUGCCACACCCAAAGCCGCAUUUUCUUCUGGGGAACUACGCUGACUACAUCUUACUGAAGGAAUCCUUGAAUGAGACAAGUGUGGACAUUUGUAAGCAGUUCCCUAAUGAACCCAUAAUUGGUACGUACUUCGGAUUACAACCCAAGCUGAUAGUGCAAGAUCCUGAACUGAUCAAACUCAUCUUGACUAAGGACUUCUAUUACUUCAAUGGCAGAGAACUUUCGACACACAGUCACAAAGAAACGGCUACGAAAAACCUCUUUUUUCAACACGGAGACAAGUGGAGGGUGCUCCGGCAAAAUAUGACGCCUCUAUUCUCCUCCGCCAAAAUGAAAAACAUGUUCCAUUUGAUCCAGAACUGUGCCAAGCAAUUAGAAAAGUUGUUGGACGAAGAAACAAAAGUCUCCAACGAGGUGGAAAUAAGGACGUUGAUGGCUCGGUUCACAAUGGACCGCAUUUGUUCGUGCGCGUUUGGAGUGGAUGCCGAGGUGAUGGGGAAGGAACUCAGCAGUAACCCCUUCAGGAAGAUAGCUGAUGUUCUACAUGACGUGUCCGACUACAGGGGCUUUACCAUCGUGGGUAGAAUCCUGUGGCCAACACUGUUCUACGCUCUAGGCUACACACUAUUACCAGAAGAGUCCAGCAAAUUUUUCGACACACUCCUGCGCAACGUUUUCGAAACGCGAAACGGGAAACCGUCGCAAAGACAAGACUUUGUCGACUUAUUCAUGAGCCUAAAGAAUAACAAACACAUCACGGGCGAUGCUAUUAAAAGCCUGAUAGAACCUGGCUCUGAAAAGGUGUCUUUGGAAGCCGAUGAUAGUUUACUGGUCUCCCAAUGCUUCCUGAUUUUCGCUGCUGGUUUCGACACGUCUUCUACCACUGCCUCUUUUACUCUGUAUGAGCUAGCGAAGCAUCCUGAGAUACAAGAAAAAGUCCAUGCUGAAGUCGACGCAUAUUUGCAGGCAAACAAUGGCGAAAUAAACUACGAAUGCAUAAACCAACUACCCUAUCUCUACCAGUGUAUAGAGGAAGCUCUACGUCUGUACCCAGUUUUAGGUGUGAGCACACGAGAAUUGUACGACAACUAUACAUUACCAAAUGGAGUGACGUUGGAGAAAGGAACCGGCAUUUAUAUACCAGUGUACCAUAUGCAGCGGGAUGAAAAAUAUUUCCCGGAACCGGAGAAGUUUAGACCGGAAAGGUUUUCUGCAGAGGAGAGGUCUAAAAUCACGCCGUAUACGUACAUUCCUUUUGGUGAAGGGCCUAGAAUAUGUAUUGGUAUGCGAUUCGCAAAGAUGAACAUGAUACCGGGUCUGGUAUCAAUCUUCAGGAAGUUCCGAGUAGAGCUGGCGGCCGGGACGCCGACCACGCCCGUGCUGGAGCCCAAGUCCAUAUCAACUAGCUUCAGAGGAGGGGUGCAUCUUAAACUCAUCCCGAGAAAAGGUUAGGGAGUGUGUAGAAUUGAAUUCGAUUGUGUACUUGUUUAAGCGUAUGUAAUAAAAAUAUAUCUUA